Gloeophyllum trabeum ATCC 11539 is the source of this 1164-nucleotide messenger RNA. RefSeq names its product pectin lyase-like protein. The transcript has 8 exons. Gene Ontology annotation, biological process: carbohydrate metabolic process. The annotation marks the transcript as partial. The record is from RefSeq and is a predicted model, not a curated record. Gene Ontology annotation, molecular function: polygalacturonase activity. Lineage: Eukaryota; Fungi; Basidiomycota; Agaricomycetes; Gloeophyllales; Gloeophyllaceae.
GCAGACGAUACACCGAACAUCUACCGAGCCCUCCAAGACUGCCCCUCCGGACCGAUCGUCUUCACGCCCAACACUACCUACAACAUACUCACACCUGUCCAGUUUAAUCACUCCGACUAUAGCGUGCUCAUACAGGGUAACUUGACACUCCCAACGAACGUUACGGCUGUCCAGGCAGCUGUGAACGCAUCGUCGAAUGGGGGGUUCUGGAUUUAUUUCAGCGGGCAGAAUGUAAGCGUCCUGGGGUCCGAAGAUCCUUGGUCCGGAUGGAUUGAUGGUCAUGGCCAACAAUGGUGGGAUGCGGGCAACACCAUCGCGCGUCCUCGGAUGUUUGGCUUUGCAGUUGAUACUGGUUCUCUGUACAACCUGAAGUUCUACAAGCCCAUAGCUUGGGUGGUGAGCUUGGCGACGGCUUCCAACGUCCAUGUCGGUAACACAUUGAUCGACGCGCGAUCAACUGGCUCGUUCCCAUUCAAUACCGACGGCAUUGACGGCUCUGGCUCCAAUCUUCUCGUCGAGGACUCGAUAAUCUACAACGGUGAUGAUGCCUUCACAGUCGGCCAAAAUUCCGUCGGGACCAAGAAUGUCACCUUCCGCCGGGCCUACGUUUCGUACUCGUCACACGGGUUGUCCAUCGGUUCGCUAGGCAAGGACCCGAGUAUGCCGGCGAACGUCUCCGACGUAUUAUUUGAGGAUGUCUUCCUGGAGAACACGCUGUACGGCGCGCGGUUCAAGAGCUGGGUCGGCGGAACGGGUUUAGCGCGGAACGUGACGUAUAGGAAUAUUGGCGUCCGGAAUGUCUCGUUCCCGCUUUACUUGACACAAUCCUAUGUCGAUCAAGAAUACCCCGGUGCACCACGCGUGAACAACGCGUCGGUGAUCAUGCAGGAUUUCACCUACGACAACUUCUACGGCGACAUUAACACCUUCCAUCCAGGCGAUGGCUCUUGCAUCAGUGACCCGUGCUGGUAUGUUUUAUAUUCCGAGGGCGCGGAUGGCACCCAGGCUGCAAUAUUGCGAUGCAACGCAGGAGCGUGCCAGAACUUCACCCUGUCUAAUAUUCAUCUAAGAACACAGAGCGGGGUACCAGCGACAUUACUGUGCAACAAUCCUCCGAUCGAUUCGCCGGACCCUGGCUUCGUCUGCCGAAACGGCACUUUCGUU